GGUCCGUUUGUUAGAAAUGCAGCCAAACCCGCUUACACAACAAGAUUUACCAGAAAGUUGGUUUUGGAUUAAUGUCUGGAGAACCGUCGACAUUGCUUUCUCAGAUACACCUUUUGUAUUUUUCGUUGGAGGAGAAAAAGCAGGAUUGGCAAGCACAGAAAGGAAAAACCGUGGUAGAACUUUGAAUAAUAUACAUCAAAUGCAACGAAAGAAGAUUGGAAAGAAAGGCGAUGGCACAAAACUCAUAAAGGAACGUGGUUUGAGUUUGCCAAAAACUUUGAAAGACAUCUUUAUAUCUCUUGCACGUAAG
Molecule: messenger RNA, 310 nt
Organism: Entrophospora candida
Lineage: Eukaryota; Fungi; Glomeromycota; Glomeromycetes; Entrophosporales; Entrophosporaceae
Source: the annotation of a GenBank genome assembly